AUGGCCAAUCAAACUAUUUACGCAUUGCUCCCAAUUACCUUAAUUGGUUCUUGCCUCAAUUGGACAAUACUCUACGCGAUUCGUAAAUUACAAUCAUUCAAUCAUUCAUUUGGGUACUUAUCUGCCAAUCAGGCUUUGGUACAGAUGCCAUGCAUUCAACUAUUUUUCUACUAUAUUUCAGCCCAAUGGUCUUACUGGAUGAGCCAACAAUGAAGUCGAUGUCUCAUCAUUGCGGAUUCCUUCUUCUUCUAUGUUACGAACUUUCAGUGAUGAUUCAUUUUGCAAUUUCUUUGAACCGUUUCUGCGCAGUAUGGUUACCCUAUCAUUAUCAAAACAUUUUCAGUAGUACGAACACCAAAAUUUUUAUUGGAAUAAUCUGGCUAUUCACUGGUUCUAUGGCUAUUUUUUUCUAUGAGAAAACUUGUCAUUUCUACUAUGAAGAGAGCAUUCAUUUCUUAGUUUUCACAAAUUCCGAGCUCUGUGGAUUUAUUGGUUGGUAUGGAGACUUUCUGAAAAACGCCUCCAUUGUCGCAAUCGUAAUGUCUAUCGACAUAUUAACUGUGCUCAAAGUUCGCAAAAUGACCAGAAAAGCUGCCCCGACAAUCAGCGAUAGAGCACAACACAAGAUGUCUUCACGGGAAAUUAGGUUUCUCAAGCAGACUGUUACGCAAGGCUCUGUUUUUAUGUUAGAGCUUCUGACAUAUUUUUUUGUUCCUCAAUACUUUGAUAACAAAUGGAUUGUCUUUUUUGCCACAUCAUUUGCCUGGGUCGCAGUGCACGCUAUCGACGGAAUGGUGGUGGUGGUUUUCAAUCCAGAGAUUCGAGGAUUCCUACUGUGUCAAAAGGUGAAACAUCAUGUCUCUUCCAUAAGUCAUACAAUUAAUUG
Molecule: messenger RNA, 886 nt
Organism: Caenorhabditis elegans
Lineage: Eukaryota; Metazoa; Nematoda; Chromadorea; Rhabditida; Rhabditidae
Source: the annotation of a RefSeq genome assembly